CAAAAAUAAAUAAUUAAUAUGUCAAUCAUUAUUGAGUGCAAAACUGCAUAAGUAUAGGGACACAUAUGGUAUUUUGAAGACGUGUAAGGGUACAUAUGUAAAAGUAUCCUAUUUUAUACUCGCUUAAUGACCUUAGCUGGACUAACGUCUCGCUGUUUCAACGAACUCCACCCAACACUAAAUUAUGACCGUCUGAUCCUCUACUCCUCCGCAUCGCGCGUCUCCGGACGCCAAUCUCAACCAGCUUUGCUUUCGAUGUACCCGCCUCACACCAUUAAUGGGGGCUCGACAUUGCCCCUAUUUGGAGCUCCUCCUCCCUCGCUCGCUUCCUCUACCUCUCCCUGUCGUCCAAUUCCUUCCGUCCUUCCUCCGAAUGAGGGGGGAAUUCCACCUCUUUACGCUGGCUUCCGGCGCGAAAUCUUCGCCGCACUGCCUCUGAUCCGGUCUCCGGUGCUCCUCCGCUCGAUGGGGGAUCUCGGGGCCGGGCGGGGCACGGUCCUCUCCAAGCUGACGACGCUCCGAUGGACCUCCAUGUUUCUCGGGUUCUGCAACGUGGUGCUGUUUCUUUCGGGCGCCGUUCUGUUGGUCUCCCUCCCUUCCGGCUGCUCCGGCGUGGACCGGCUUGCGCUUGUUGUGUUGGCGCUCGUCGCCGCCGUCCGGAUCGCCUACAUGGUCGCGGCUGGGAGGGCUCAGCGGGCCACGGCAGAGACCAUCGUCAGCAAUGUGCUUGAGACUUCGGUCGAUGCCGAUGCGUUGAUCCGCCACGGGAGACGGAUGAGAUACAAGAAAUGGCUUUGGUGGACAAGGUUUGGGAUGAUGGUCACUGCAUUGCAAUUUGUGGUAGCACUUUAUCUUAUUUCUGUCUUCGCUAAAGAUUUUUCUUCGGGUGCUGAUGGCAACACGUGUUUAAAUGGACUCAAUGAUGAACGGUGGAAGAAAAUCUUGACAAUUUCUUUUCUUGUCCUUGUUUGGCUUGUGGUCAUCAUUCAGUGUUCUACUGGUUCUGAUGUACUGCGGUGGAGGUCUUUUUAUGCAACCCAUGAUACUGCAUGGAAAGCUCAUUACCGUGAAGUAUUUGAUCAUGGUAUUCGAGAAGUCUUAUGCUGUCUGGGACGUGUGAAAUACUUGAGUGUAUUGGAAGAAGAUGAAGUUUAUUCUGUGGCAAGAUUAUUGGGUGAUCUGGUGGCAUACCGUGCAUCAGGAACAGGACAUUUUGAGUUGUUAGCAGGGCUUGCAUUAUUGCAGAAGCAUAAGCAGUCUCCUCUGGUACACACUGACUUUGUUGAGGCACCUGAAGUUCAUCUUCAAGAGGCUGCUGUGUUCCAUCAAUUUGCUGAAGCUGCCUAUACAGGUCCACUUCUUGAUUUCGGAAGAAAUCCUAUUCUUUUUCCAUGUGCCUGGCUUUAUAGACAAGGGGUUUUAAGCCCAUGGACCCGUAACAGGCGCCCUAUGCUUGAAGGUGAUAACUGGUGGCGGGGUCAUGCAGCAGCUUUUCUAAAGUAUGUUAACAUGCCUCCGGAAGCUCUUCGACGUGGGCGUGUUAGUCAGACAAAGCGUGAGGCAGCUUACUUUGUUCUUGUUAUACAUGAUCUUAAAUCUGUAGUCAUAGCAGUACGUGGCACUGAGACUCCUGAAGACCUUAUAACAGAUGGUUUAUGCAGAAACUGCACUCUUUCUAUGGAUGACUUGGAUGGAAUAAUCAAUAGUGAUCAACUUCCCCAAACUGUCAAGGAUAGUGUUCUCUCAUCUUUCCCACAUUAUGGUCAUUCAGGAAUUGUUGAGUAUGCUCAAGAACUUGCCAUGCAAAUAGAUGGGCAACCUGUAGAUAAAGAUGGGUUGCAACCCAACAAAUCUGGAUUCCUUUCUUCUUUGAUGGGGAUAGGAUGUGAAUGCUAUGGAUAUAAACUUCGGAUUGUAGGACAUUCAUUAGGAGGUGCUGUUGCAACAAUGCUAGGGCUGAGGUUUUAUGCUCGAUAUCCAAACUUACAUGUGUAUACAUAUGGAACCCUUCCUUGUGUUGACUCGGUUGUAGCUGAGGCAUGUUCAGACUUUGUUACUUGCAUUAUAUACAAUGAUGAAUUUUCUGCGCGGCUCUCUGUUAACUCCAUCCUUAGACUUCGUGCUGCUGCCAUUGGUGCUAUUUCAAAUGAUUCUAUUAGUGACUCAGCAAUGGUUGCCAAAAUUGUCCGAAAAGUUCUUCAUGCAAAGAAGUCCCAUCAGAAAACGAAACACCAUGAUGCUUCUGCCCCAUCUCUUGAGCAGGGCAAUGAGACAAUUAAAGAUGGUAACCAUGUUUGUAAAAGGAACCAUUUGAAGUAUACUAUCAAAGGUGGGGUUUUUCUUUGUGGCCAUGCAGUUUCUUGUAUGGUGAGUAUGCCUAAUCAUAAUCCUGGCUCACAUAUUAUAAAUGAGACCAAGACACCAGCUGGAGGAACAUCAGAAAUUAAUGGUGCAUCUGUUGAAGUACUACCACAUACAUUUGCUGCAAAAAGCAGGCAACCUGACCGACAGAUAUAUCAGGAUGAAACUUAUUUCUUUGAUGAACCAAGUAGUGGUUUUCCACAUGAAGGUUUUGAUGCUUUUGACCAAUCUGACCUGAGUGAAGCAACAGUGUUUGAGAAUUCUGAUAACCUGUUUCAGUUUGAUGAUCGACUCUCUCCAAUUGUGGAUGACCCCUUAUCCCAUGUCCAAGAUUCAGAGGGAAGAUCUGUUGAGAUGUACAUACCAGGCCUCCUCAUUCAUAUAGUACGAGUUCAAAAGAGCAAUUCACCUAUGUGGAAAAGCUGGAUAAUUAACGACAGUGAGUAUGACUAUAAGGCUUUUGUUGCAAACAAGGAGAGUUUCAAGGACAUUGUUGUGUCAUCUUAUAUGUUCCUCGAUCAUCUACCAUGGAGGUGUCACUAUGCAAUUCAAAAAGCUUUAGAAACCCGGAAACAUAAAGGCCAACUCACUGAUGAUUUAUUUAACGAGGAGAGCAUGGUAUAAGUGUCAUAUGUCUAUGAGAUUAUUUUCCUGCAAAGAGUUCUUUCUAUUAUGCUGCUCUACAAGAUCAUAUGAGCAGUGAUUUUUGUCGGGCCGUCUCCAAAAAUACUUGCAAGAAUCAGACUGAAGAAACAAUGGAAAGGUUGUUUUCUG
Molecule: messenger RNA, 3135 nt
Organism: Musa acuminata AAA Group (dessert banana)
Lineage: Eukaryota; Viridiplantae; Streptophyta; Magnoliopsida; Zingiberales; Musaceae
Exons: 13
Coding region: 127-2985 (952 amino acids)
Biological process (GO): lipid metabolic process
Source: RefSeq, a predicted model, not a curated record